This is a messenger RNA of Plenodomus lingam JN3, 159 nucleotides long. NCBI's taxonomy places the organism in Eukaryota, Fungi, Ascomycota, Dothideomycetes, Pleosporales, Leptosphaeriaceae. The record is from RefSeq and is a predicted model, not a curated record.
AUGAUCAUCUGCGGCAUCACCAAGACCCUCUCCGCUCUCCAGGAAGUCAUCUUACCAGACUCAACUCUGUACGAUGAUGUCCUAUUUGAAUGGAACUACAAUGGCGAAAUCGAGGGUGUUGGCUUGACGACCAUGGCUACAGACGCUGUCUUCAAUUAA